Messenger RNA from Pestalotiopsis fici W106-1, 789 nucleotides. RefSeq lists its product as uncharacterized. The record is from RefSeq and is a predicted model, not a curated record. NCBI's taxonomy places the organism in Eukaryota, Fungi, Ascomycota, Sordariomycetes, Amphisphaeriales, Sporocadaceae. The transcript has 2 exons. The coding region runs from base 1 to 789 and encodes 262 amino acids.
AUGGCUUCAACGUGGUUCACAAAUAUUGAAGCACUUUCCUACUCUGUUGUAGAGUUUAUCCCAUACGUUGGCACCGUCUACUCGUUCAAACGAGCUCAGCUUGCAUAUCAGGAGCGUGACUGGCCUCGACACUGGCAAAGCGUAGCCAAUUUCCUUGAGAGUGCUAUUCGGGACGUCAUACUCUUCGCUGGGGUUGAAGAAGUGGCUGGCGUCGUAAUUUUACAUACGAUUGCAGAGUCGUUCACUGAUAAAUUGGUUGAGCUCUACUAUGAACAUAAUAAGGACGAGGCGGAUAGAGUGCGUCAGCCUCGGAUCGAAAUUCCACAGCCACAGGCCUUAGACCCAUCCAAUGAACUGGUCGUGGUGGCAGGCCGCACGAAAGGUGCGCAUGGAGAGAAGGUCUUCCAUGGCAAAGCCAAGGGUGUUCAUCGCUUCCACGGUGCACGAUUUGCUGGUACUAUCAAGCAUUCAAAGUACGCCCCAAGUGGCGAAUAUAUUCAGCUUCAUAUACCCCAGGGGCUAUUUGACGGUGCACGCGUUACCUUUAUGUGGAAGUGGACAAAGGACGAGUGGGGCACGGAGAACAGACCAGAGGUUAUAGUUGGGACGAUAAGCCUAUAUAUUGGAGAUGAUAAACUCACCUGGUUUAAAUUCACUAAACGGCAGGGUGCUGGAUGGCGGCCUGGGGAAGGCUCGGACUUCAAUUGCAAAGUGGCUUCACUCAAUCUGAUCAUAGCCUCCACUACGGUUGGGGAUGAGUCUUUGAAGAUUGACCUAGAAAGAAUCUAA